AUGUCUUCUAAAAAGUCAAUGUGUGAUAACAUGCGUCAUGUCAGGGGCUAUGACUUUCAAUGGACUGAGAACCAUCUCACGGCAGAGCAGCUCAUGCCGUUAAGACGGCAAGCCGAUGACCUUGGGUUGGCUGUCGUCGAAAGACUGCUGGCAAUUGUGGCAGGUCAAAAAAAUGAGAAGGGCGGUGUGAACAGACCAGAUCUGUACACACUUCUGAAGGAGAACUACGCCAAUGAUCCUAUUCUGCGUCAGUUCUGGGAGGAGAGCCAUUUCGUCCCUGACUGGGUAGAUUGGGAAGAGAUUGAAAAGGGCCAACUUUUUCUUUAUCGAUAUUUGGCACCGAAUAUUACUGGAAUUGUGCUUCAGGGCUGCCUAGGAGAAAAUGCCACAACAGCAGGAACCGCAGAGGUCUUCAUAAGGACAGGGGGCUUUAACGUACGUGUCUUGCCUAAGCGAUUCCUCGAAACAUUCCAGUGGCAGAUUCAGGCCACUCAGUCCUUGCAGUCAAUUCAGCCUGGUGGCGAUGGCCAUAUAUCUACCAUCCGCGUAAGGCUAUUGCAUGCGAUGGUACGCCAUCGGAUUCUGAAGAUUGUGGAACAGAAUCCGGAAUAUUACGAUUUCGAGAAAUACGGUACUCCAAUUAAUCUACUGGAUUGUAUGCACGCUAUUUGCGUCUUCGCUUGCAAUACACCUUUUGUUCAAUUGCCCAAGAUAGGGAUCACACCCGAUACACAACUGGUAAAGGGAUACCUGGCAGUGUAUCGUUAUAUCGCCUAUGUUCUAGGCACCCCACCAGAAUAUUUCGCGACUGUUGAGCGGGCUAAGGCUACUAUGGAAAGCAUCAUGCUUAGCGAGCCUGGUCCCACGUCAUCUUCCAAAGUCCUCACUGAAAAUUUCAUCGAGAUGAUUCGCGACUUUCCGCCGAUCAACAUAUCAAAAUCCUUGAUAGAGACAGGUGUUCGCAAGAUGAAUAAUGAUCAGAUGGCUGAUGAGCUGGGACUAUCAAAACCGGGUGACUUUUUCCAGGCUCUUUUUCAAGGGUACUGUGUCAUUCUCGUCGCCAUUUGUCAAUUGCAACACUGUGUUCCACUUUUUGACAGAUAUUUGACCAACAUUUCUAAGCAAUUCCUGAUAAAUAAGGUUUUGGGAUCGUCCAUGCUAAAGGGGGGGUCUAAGUAUGAAUUCAAACACGUCCCUAGCCUUAAAAAACGGACACAUCGCCAGUAUCGAGAAGCUGGAGGUGCUAGGAUAUUUAGACCUGUGGAGAUUCUUAGUUGCGUCUCAUUUCUCAUCCAGGUCAUACUUUACGUAGCACCUCUUUUGGUGAUGGUCAAAUUUUUGGGCGAGGCCAUCACAACGAUAUCUAAGACCUUUUAG
Molecule: messenger RNA, 1377 nt
Organism: Penicillium angulare
Lineage: Eukaryota; Fungi; Ascomycota; Eurotiomycetes; Eurotiales; Aspergillaceae
Product: oxygenase MpaB family protein
Exons: 3
Coding region: 1-1377 (458 amino acids)
Molecular function (GO): oxidoreductase activity
Source: RefSeq, a predicted model, not a curated record